Solea solea (common sole) is the source of this 3119-nucleotide messenger RNA. It is a transcript of the gene abcd1, whose product is annotated as ATP-binding cassette, sub-family D (ALD), member 1. The record is from RefSeq and is a predicted model, not a curated record. Gene Ontology annotation, biological process: fatty acid beta-oxidation; long-chain fatty acid import into peroxisome; peroxisome organization. NCBI's taxonomy places the organism in Eukaryota, Metazoa, Chordata, Actinopteri, Pleuronectiformes, Soleidae. Gene Ontology annotation, molecular function: long-chain fatty acid transmembrane transporter activity; ATP hydrolysis activity; ABC-type transporter activity. Gene Ontology annotation, cellular component: peroxisomal membrane. The transcript is spliced from 17 exons. Bases 630 to 2894 code for a protein of 754 amino acids.
UUCAGCGGCGACAUUAAUGUCUAGAAAACAAAGAAUGAGAGAGAGGGGUGGGGGGAGAGAGAGAGAGAGCGAGAGAGGGAGAGGUGCACUCAUGUUGUCCGGGUCAGAGCCGGAACACAAGAACUGGAUCAAACCGGAAAAGUCAGAGAAUCUUUUCAUGUUUUUAUCAAAGAGUCAAAGUUCCUGCUCGUAGCUCUGUUAGCUCCGUUAGCUGUUAGCGCUGUAGCUGUUACCGGGUCAUUACACCCGGGAUAUUCUUUGACUCUGGUCUAACUUUAGUUUGUUUCACUGACUCAACUUUUUAUUUAUGUUUUAUCUGUGAAGAGCGGAAGCUGUUAGCAGCGGUGGAUACAAGCUAGCGGCAACUUAACGGAAGCUUUAGCGGCUUUUACCGGCGAGAAGUGACGGUGUCAUGUCCCGAGAAACUGAACUGUGAAACUAUCAUCAACCGAUCAGUCUUCCUGCAGCAGGUGGAGCUUCACACAUAAAGGUCAUGUUGUUUCCAUGACAACAACCCCUGCUGCUCUCAGUGGACCAGUCCAGGACCUGGUUCAGUUUGGACUCCUCCCCCUCCUCCUGUGACACGUUGCUGCUUCUCUCCUCUGAUUGCCUGUGACCCGUCUGUAAUCAUGUCCCUGACAUGUCACAAGCUGGGGCGGAGCUCCAGACUCAGGAAGUUGGCGGCCGUGAUGGUCGCCGCCUACACCCUCAAAAAACUGUCCCCUUAUGUGUGGAGGAGGAUACUGGGAACUGCAGCAGGUAAACAUCUGGGUGGAGCUAACCUCACUGGGGGUGUUGUCACUUCUUCCUCCAGCUCAGUAGAAAAUGGCAGAGUGAAGAAGAAACGUGACAGCAGGUCUCCAUCAGUGAACAGGGAGUUUGUCGUCAGAGUGUUUCGUCUGUUGAAGCUCUUGUUUCCACAGUUACUGUGUCCAGAGGUUGGACUGUUGGUUCUGCAUUCUAUCACUCUGAUGUCCAGAACCUUCCUGUCCAUCUACGUGGCUACUCUGGACGGUGCGAUCGUCAGGUGUAUCGUACAGAAGGAUCCGCAGUCGUUCAUCCUUCAGCUCGCCAAGUGGCUCCUCGUCGCCGUUCCCGCGACAUUCAUCAACAGCGCCAUUCGCUUCCUGGAGGGUCAGCUGUCUCUGAGAUUCAGGAGCCGCCUGGUUAGCCACGCCUACCAGCUGUACUUCACCAACCAGACGUAUUACCGUGUCAGUAACAUGGACACUCGUCUGUCCAACCCUGACCAGUCCCUCACUGAGGACAUCGUCAUGUUCUCCGCCUCCAUCGCUCACCUGUACUCCAACCUGACCAAACCAAUCCUGGACGUGGUCGUCACCUGCUACACCCUGCUACGCACCGCCCAGUCUAAAGGAGCUAACACCACAUGGCCGUCAGUCAUCGCUGGCCUGGUGGUGGUGCUCACCGCCAAAGUGCUGCGAGCUUUCUCGCCUCGAUUUGGAAAACUUGUCGCUGAGGAGGCGAAGAGGAAAGGAGAUCUGCGCUACAUGCACUCACGCAUCAUCGCGAACUCUGAGGAGAUCGCAUUCUACGGAGGACACAAGGUGGAGAUGUCCCAGCUGCAGCGCAGCUACUCGUCUCUGUCGUCUCAGAUUCAUCAGAUUCUGCUCAAGCGUCUCUGGUACGUGAUGUUGGAACAGUUCCUCAUGAAGUACGUUUGGAGCGCGUCCGGCCUGGUGAUGGUUGCCGUGCCGAUCAUCACUGCCACAGGAUACUCCAAAUAUGACUCAGAGGAGGUGAAACAGGCGGCCAUGUUGAUGAAGGAGGAGGAUCUUGUGAGUGACAGGACGCAGGCGUUCACCACGGCCAGGAACCUGCUCAACGCUGGAGCCGAUGCGGUGGAGAGAAUCAUGAGCUCCUACAAGGAGGUAACAGAGUUGGCGGGUUACACAGCUAGAGUCUCUGAGAUGUUUGACGUGUUCGAGGAUGUGAGUCAGGGGAUCUUCCGUCGCUCUGUGGACAGAGAGGAGGAGUCACCAGCAGGGGGCGGAGCUUUGGUUAGACACGGUCAUCGUGUCAGUGGACGUCUGGAGAUCAGAGGUCAUGUGAUCAGUGUAGAGAAAGGCAUUCGCUGUGAGAACCUGCCAAUCAUCACACCAACAGGAGAUGUGGUGGUGACAAGUCUCAACAUCCAGGUGGACGAGGGCAUGAACGUCCUGAUCACAGGUCCAAACGGUUGUGGUAAAAGUUCUUUGUUCAGGAUCCUCAGUGGACUGUGGCCCGUCUACGGAGGAGUUCUGUACCGACCAGAACCAGAACACAUGUUCUACAUCCCUCAGAGGCCCUACAUGUCAGAGGGGACCCUGAGGGACCAGGUGAUUUAUCCAGACUCUGUGGAUGACAUGAUUCACAGAGGAGUCAUUGAUUCUCAUUUGGAAGACAUUCUGAAGACGGUUCACCUGCUCUACAUCCUGGACCGAGAAGGAGGUUGGGAGGCGGUCAGUGACUGGCGGGACGUCCUGUCAGGAGGAGAGAAGCAGAGGAUGGGAAUGGCUCGUAUGUUUUAUCACUGCCCUCGCUACGCUCUGCUGGACGAGUGUACGAGCGCCGUCAGCAUCGACGUGGAGGGAAACAUCUUCCAGGCUGCAAAGGAUGCUGGGAUAGCUCUGCUGUCAAUCACACACAGACCAUCUCUGUGGAAGUAUCACUCUCACCUGCUGCAGUUUGAUGGAGAAGGUGGAUGGAGGUUUGAGCCUCUGGAUGCCUCCACCCGUCUGUCUUUGCAGGAGGAGAAGCAGCGUCUGGAGAACCAGCUCUCUGGAAUCCCUAAGAUGCAGCAACGACUGUCGGAGCUGUGUGUGCUGCUGGGUGAGAGAGAGGGUGAGGGAGAGGGGGAGGAGCCAGAGGAGAGGACACAUGAAGAGGAUUAAUUCUCAUGAGUUUUCCGCUGGUUACCAUGGAAACACUCAGCAAAGACCAUCAUGGGACUGUAAGUGAUGUGAAGCUGGACUGAACCAGAACCUUGAUCCGACAUAAGUCACAUGACUUAGAAUGUGAGGUCAAAGGUCAUGUGAUUUUUAACCUGUGCAAUGUUUAACCUGAUAGAAAAUAUAAUAAUCAAUCAGCUGAUCAAUAAAGAUGAAGAAUGUCCUGAG